AGCACAAUUUGUUACCAAUGUUGGAACUUCACAGAGGACCAGCCGUUGCGAGGCAUCUAGGACCCGCGCCAUCAGAAGCGAUGAUUGCAACGGGCUUUGCGGCAAAGAACCCGGCCCUGUUUGCGCUUGCUCUGCAGACGAGACAUUGUGGCGACCGGGCUGAAGACCUCCUUGAUUCAUGGCUUUUGGUCAGCUUUCAGCGACCCGGCCCCGUUCAAGAGCUCGUCGAAGCUGCAUACAACCGUAUAUGCCAUGUUCGAGCCCCACGGGAGACGGUUGAACUUCGCUCAGUCGCGGCAAUUAAUGACCCAGCGAUAGACUGUACCGCUGUUCAGCACUUGCUGGCUGCUCGACGCCUAGCAGGUCUGCCUUUACAUGUCGCUGUUGAACUAUUCCGCCUUCACCCUCAGGCUUACGCACCCGUCGUACAGAGCAGUUUGCCUCGUUUGGCUUCCUCAGGUUGCUCGGAUGGCCUCAUUGAAGGUCUCUUUGACGGCUCGCCUACCCAAAGUCAACGUGGCGCCCUGCUUGUAGCCGAUGUUGUUGGGAAAGCUCAUUGGUUCCAAGACAAGAUUAUCAGUACGAUGCUGGAAAUCAUCACGCAAGGGACUUUGUCGGCAACUGAUCGAGAAAAAGCUGGCCGUAUGCUUUCUAGGUUCGGUGACCCACGAGACUUGGCAUCGCUUGCAGAAAUCCCCGCAGGAAGUUUUGUCAUGGGAUCUGAAAGUCACCCGGACUCGCAGCCUUUAGGAGAGAUAACUCUGCAAAGCUUCCGCAUUGGUAUAUAUCCCGUUGCUGUCAGAGAUUAUUCUGCCUUCGUCCGAGAAACAGGCCGAGAUUGGAUGAGCCAGGACGGCGCAGGUCCCGAUAGACUGAACACACCAGCAACGGACCUCACAUGGCACGGCGCGAGAGCAUAUUGCUCCUGGUUGACCCAACAUUGGCGUAAGAUCGGCAAAAUAGGCUCUCAGAACAAGUCCGCCUUCCGACAGAACCGGAGUAGAAACGUGCAGCUAGAGGUAGCCAAACUGAAACCGAGAGUGAGGCGCUGGUUUUACCCUUGGGGUACGACUUGGGAAGAUCAAGCGGCGAACAGCGAGACAACAUGUCUCGACGCGACAUGCGCGGUUGGUCUGUUUCCCAAAGGUCGCUCACCCUACGGCUGCUUUGACAUGGCUGGUCAGGUUCGGGAAUGGUGUUCGACCCUUUGGGGCUAGGACAUGGCCACCCCAUCCUUCCAAUACCAACGGCAAGACGACGAUAGAGAAGCACCAGACGCACCUCAACACAUUCGACGCGUGCUGCGUGGAGGAUGCUUCGCAAGUCCAAGGAUCAAGGCCAACUGUACAUAUCGCGGCAGUCCGGAAGCAUCAGGGUUCUGGCGUGGAAACGGCUUUCGGAUCGUCAUUGCUCCGGUAGCUAGACGAGCCAGGGAUCGUAUGCAUAGGCGAGCGCUCCUGGUUCAAAAAUCAAUCGAUGUGACCAAAAUGCCGAUGUUUGCCGGUGCGCUCUAGCUUUGAAU
Messenger RNA from Colletotrichum navitas, 1522 nucleotides. RefSeq names its product C-type lectin protein. NCBI's taxonomy places the organism in Eukaryota, Fungi, Ascomycota, Sordariomycetes, Glomerellales, Glomerellaceae. The record is from RefSeq and is a predicted model, not a curated record. The transcript has a single exon. The coding region runs from base 18 to 1217 and encodes 399 amino acids.